AAAACAUUUAGAAAUGUCAGUUUCAGUUAUGUGAAAAUGUUUGUGUACGCGCCUAGAAAAUUGGAAUUUUAGUCAUUAUUUCUGUUCGUAAUUAGCAAAAUGCACUGUUAUUGCAAAUUCUGAUGUGUUUUGCACUGGUGUGCGGGUGCCAUUUGGAGCCGAUAUAAGUAUUAGUGCACUAAACAAUAAAAACUAUAAUUGUUACAUAAAUAGUUUACACAUGUUUCCUAUAGACAAAAAAAAUGAAUGGAUUUCCCAGGAACUACAGUAAAGAUAAAAAACGCUCAGUUGAUGAUCAGCGAUUUGAUAAUGUUUUUUAUGGUAUACCAUAUGAUGAAGAAGAGACAUCCACAGUGGCAUUUUGUAACAAUAAGCCAUUAGGGCAGUCUUCAACCCCACCAGGCUUUCAGAAGCAAGGAAAAGAAGCCAGGAAAAGGAUUAUCAAUAAAGAGAAUAUAAAGGACUCUUCUUUUACACUUCGAAAAAUUUUAGAGACGACUUCGAAAUCAAGUUCAUCACAGAGAAAUAAACUUUCAAAAUCUUGCGCGUCCAAGAAACGCAAACUCUCAGACGUGAUGGAUGAUUAUCAAGAAGAGCAAGUAUACCAUGCAACAAAUGGGGAUAUCAUGUUAGACUACAAUGUGGCUACUUUACUCAACAUGGGAAACACCUGUUUUUUGAACAGUGUGCUUUAUGCGUUGAGAUUUACUCCUACGUUUCUACACAAUUUGCAUCAUCUCCUAUUGGACUUGAAUUCAAUUAACAGUAAACUCAAGGAAACCAAAACGAAAACAAGCAGCUUGGGUAGAAAUGGAAGCGCCGUGAGCGGUAGUAGUUGGCGUAGUGCCAGCAGCAAAGACCUGUUAUCCAUAGGAAAUGAUAUUAUUCCGAAGUGCAAAGAGCAAGUGGUCACUGAAAAACUGCAUGGGUUGUUUGUGAUUAUGAAUAAUUUGGAAUCUAAAGGAUCUUUUGAUCCUUAUCAGCCGGAGGCAUUGAUGCAGGCAAUGAGAGAUGCCAACCCCUUAUUCGAAGGCAAUCAUCAGCAGGACGCCCAUGAAUUUUUUGUAGAAAUGCUGAGUUGUUUAAGAAUCACAUGUGAUCGGCUUAGUGAACAAAUAGAACAAAAUCCGGAUCUAAUCAAACCGCCUGAAUCCACUACCAAUGGCAAUAACGGCAGUAAAAAAUGGAAUCCAGUUAGGCGUUCCUGGAAAAAGCAGCUAAAGAAGAAAGAAAAACUAGUCGUUAAAAAUAACGGCACAAUGGAAAAUGAUAUUGCAGCUGACGAGUCGGAAGACGGUUUGAGCCCAUCUAGUAACGGUUGCGGUGAUGCAACAAAGAGGAAAUUUGGAUAUAAUUUUAUUGCCGAAGAGUUUCUGGGUGUCUCGUUGCAUCGCACAAAGUGUCUGGAGUGUGAAGGAGUUAGCGAGCUAAAGGAACCGUUUUUAGAAAUUCAGGUACCUGUUCAUGGUAAGGAUGAAGCCGAAGAAUCCAAUUAUAAUGAUAGCAACAUUUUUGGAAGCUUAUGCGUUACUUCUGAAAAAUUGUGCGAUCAAAAUAAGUAUUAUUGCGAGAUUUGUAAUCGAUAUAACGAAGCACAGCGAACCAUUCUUUAUGAGAAACUGCCAAAUGUUUUGGUGCUUCACUUGAAGCGUUUCACCACUACACUAUCUGGCAUUCAAAAGGUCAAUACCUACGUACCUACACCUCUAGAAAUUAAAUGUUUUUGUGAAACUUGCGCCAAAGUUGAAAAUACCAAAACUACGCCCCACAGGUACCAACUCAGCUGUGUAAUUAUGCAUUUGGGAGCCAGUAUGGCAUCAGGACAUUAUAUUGCUUAUUCAAGAGCUUCGGUUGAAACUUCCGACUACGUCGAAUGCAGUAGGGAUACUCCAAAAAGUUAUCUAACAUCCAGUAGUAAAGAAAUGAACUUCUUGAGAAUGCUCAAAGCUAAAGCUUUGGGAAACUCGUUGAGUGAAACCGACAAUGGAUUCACACUUAAUUCUAAAAAACAAGAUACCCAAGUUUGUCAGAGUAUCAACUGUUGCGGCAUUAAAUGCAAAUUAAACUUGUGUUCACCUGGUUCAAGUCAAGACUGGCUCGAAUUUGACGAUGAAAAAGUGAAAAUACUUUCAAGUAAAGAAUUCAUCGAAAUGCUGAAUAAAAUGCACGAAAGCACAAACACGCCAUAUUUACUGUUCUAUUCCAAAGUAUUAUAGUAAGUUGCUUGUAGUCUAGUCGUUAAUUGGUUUUCAAUUUUGGUUGUGUUUUGCUUAUUCACUACGGCGCAUACCUGAUUCAUUAAUAUUCGUACUCAUAUUUCAUUCGCUUCUAUGACCAAACUAUUUUCAAAUGUGCCAAUUUCAUACAAUUCAUUGAAUCUAAUCACACCUGGAACAAAAGUUCACGCAAUCAUAUUUUUUACAGAUUAACCACAUUGGAACUAAUUUAUGUUAUUUAUUUGUACUUAACCGCGAAGAUUUUUUCAUUAAUUCAAAAUGAGGGGCAAUGACUACUCGUAUGUAUUUAAGAUGGCAAAGCUUAGUGUAUUAUUCCUUAUCUUCAUUUCAAUGAUGAAUUUCGUUUUGCGUUGAAAUAGGAAGUAACUAGCUAUAUUGAUAACUAACGGCUUACUUCAUUUUUUCUAUUCAUUUUCGAAUAUUUUGGAAAUUGUCGUGCAAUAUCAGUUGAAUAUUGAUUUUGAAAGAAUGAUGAAGUAAAAUGUGUACAUGUUUUGAUAUACUUGUGAUUGUAAAUUCUACAUACCUCAGCUGUAUUUGCUGCUUUUAAUGGACAUGUUCUUUGAAUAAUUCCCAUUACAGCUUUUAGCUUUAAUAGAGACAUGUAUGGAAGCAAUGAGAUUGCAAAUAAAUUGUAUGCUAUUUUAGUAAACAUUUCAAAUUAAAUAAAGAUAAAGUAAAAUUGAAAUAAGAAGUGUAAGGGUUAUAAUUUUUUGAGUAAUCCAGUUAAUUAUUUUAUUGAUAGUAAAUGUUUAAAAUUUUCAAUUUAUUCUUUUUCACAAUAUACUAAAGGAUGAACAAAAUUUUCAAUGUAAUUUAAGAAAUCGACCCAGGUCAGUUUAACUUUUGUCCGAAACUAGCCCAUGUAACGCUGACAACCAACAAAGUAAUGGUUGAAAAUAUUCAUGUAUUGAUCUGGAAAUAUUCAGGUGUCUUACGAAUAUAGACUGCCAUUCGUAACUCGAAAAAAACAAUAAUUCAAAAAAUGUCAAGUCAGGCUAAAGCAACUUAAUCAUAAAUAAGCAACUUGACGUUUCUUUCCGGUAUUACAAAAUGCCACUUAAAAAAAAUAUAUUUUAGAUGUGUAGAAACCUGAAAAUUUCGGAAUUAUUGUAAUUGCAUCUUUUAAGUUACGUCAGUAGAGUUCAUAUUUGUGGGCCACCCUGUAUAAUAAAUCCGAGAGAGAUGAAAAGUAGUAAGUUUUUAUCGGUCACAGUCAACAGCCACAUGAAAAGUGCCACUUUAAUAAGUUAUUUUUUGAAAAUAUUGUCAUCAAAAUAUGCAUAACAAAUCAAUCUAUAGCAUCUCAUUAGUAAGAUAAAAUAUUUUUCUAGUUUUAGUAAUUUUUUUCUCGUUUGUUUUGUUGGCAUAUUUUUUUGUUUCAUAGUACAAGAUUUAACAGUUAUCGAAUGUAGUGUAAAUUAUUCAAAUUCUAUGUCAUUGUUUCGUUUGGACAAUUAUUAAUAUAUACCUUUCGUCGAUUUUUCACGUUUUUAAGGUAGAAUUUUGUACGUUCUCCCGUGAAUAUUAGUAUGUAAGAUACUUUAAGUAAGUCUGUUGAUUAUAUAAUUAAAUUCAAAUAUAUUCACUAUGAUUAUUGAAAUAUUCCAUAUAUUGUAUGUAUACUGUUAACUAUCUGAUAAGAAUUUGUGAAAACUAUUGUCAAUAAAUUAACAAUACAAGAGUAGUAAAUACAUUUAAGCAAUUCUUAUCACAGUCUACAUUAUUGCAAUUAAUAAGUUGGAUUUUAAAAUUUCUCAAUCAUGUGAAUAUAUUAGAAAAGAAGUAAAAUCAUUUAAAAAUAAUGCGAUUAGUAUACCAAGGGGUUGCCCAUUCGUGAUUCCAAAUCAGACCAGUAUUAAACCGAUAUAUGUAGUAUAAAUUUGUUAAAAUUCGUGAUACUAGAUGUAACGGUAUUUUGUUUAUAAUGUUUCUAUGACUUAUUCGAAUAGAUAGAUAUCAAAUAUUUAUAUUUUUAUAUUUUUGUUGUGUGAACAGAAGUUUUCAAGUCGUAUCAUAUUUAAGUACUAUACGGCUUUAUAUUUGUGUAUUAAUGUGUCGGUUUGUUGUGUUUUUUUUAAGUUGUUUAUUCAAAGGAAUCAUUUCCGUUGAAAACGAAAACAUUUAUUUCAUAAUAAAUGUAAAUUUGUUACAUAUUUAUUAAAACGUACAUUGUUGUAUAUAGUUAACAGUUUUGCAUUCUGCAUUUUGUAACUGAUAUGUAUAAAAUACGAUAACUAUAUUAUUAAGUACGUACAUUUAAAUUAACUUUAACAGAGAUAUAAAUAAUUAUCUAGUUUAAGGUCUCAGAUCUGUAAAUUCUCUGUAUAAUAAAAAUAAAUAACAUUUA
Dendroctonus ponderosae (mountain pine beetle) is the source of this 4587-nucleotide messenger RNA. It is a transcript of the gene Usp1, whose product is annotated as ubiquitin carboxyl-terminal hydrolase 1. NCBI's taxonomy places the organism in Eukaryota, Metazoa, Arthropoda, Insecta, Coleoptera, Curculionidae. Gene Ontology annotation, biological process: protein deubiquitination. Gene Ontology annotation, cellular component: cytosol; nucleus. Bases 243 to 2216 code for a protein of 657 amino acids. Gene Ontology annotation, molecular function: cysteine-type deubiquitinase activity; cysteine-type endopeptidase activity. The record is from RefSeq and is a predicted model, not a curated record. The transcript is spliced from 11 exons.